UGCUGCCUUACCCGCUGAGUCACUCCAGCACUUCGUGUGGUUUUUAUCUUGUUGUAAACCAGCACCUGCAGUUCCUUGUGCCUCCUGCCACUUUCUUUGCUUGCCGCUUGCAAAGAGGACUGAUGUGGAAAUUGCCACGUAGGCGGAGUCUGGAGACCUGGAGGCUCGCUCAUUGCUCGGAGAUCCGCUGACGCAAAAUCCAUCGGCACCAAUAAAUACAUUGAGCUGAAGGCGCCAACAGCAGUAAUCGGUGGGAUUUCCAACCGAACUUACGACUUGUCACCUUCUUCCUCCAUUCCCCAAACAGCCGGCUGCAUUGCUAUUUCCCCCUUCGAUCCCCUCCCCUCCCCUCCUCUCCUCUUCCCUUCCUCCCCCAAACAUGCUGCCUUUGCUAGCCGCCACUAUCUUCCUGGUCCUCGGUACCAGCUUCUCGGCUGCCCCCGGCCAGGAUGCCAAGGAGACCCGGUUCAUCUGCACCUCCCUCCCGUUGGACGCGGAUCCCAGCUGCCCUGUGCCACCCAUUCCCAUCCAGGCCGGCUCCCCCUCACACGAGGUGGACCUCCGCGCCACGGUCAUGCAGCUGAGGGAGACCAUCCUACAGCAGAAGGAGACCCUGAGCCACCAGAAGGAGACCGUCAACGAACUGACCGGCAAGCUGAGCAGAUGCGAGAGCGCCCAGAAGGAAGCCAAGACCAAAGGGAGCAGGAGGAAGCCGUUUGACCGGCCGAACGGCAAAGACACAAUGGGCGACCUGCCCAGAGACCACAGCAAGGUGGUCGACCACCUGGGCAGGACCAUCCAGUCUCUCAAGGACAGACUGGGGAGUCUCGAGCAACAGGCACGGCCUGACAUUUCCAACCAGGCGCUCUCUGGCGAUCUCCGUGAGCAGCUUCAGAGGAAGCUGGGGGAGUUGGAAAGUCAGCUCCUCAACAAAGUCUCCGAACUGGAAGAUGAGAAGUACGUGCUCCUGAACGAGACGGCGGCACAUCGUUACAAAACGGAGUCGGUGCUGAAUGCCUUGCACGAGAGGGUCACGGAACUAGAGAAAGAGAGCAGUGCGUUUAAGGCACCUGAUGACUUCAAGGUGUCAUUGCCGUUGCAAACUAACUACCUGUAUGCCAAGAUAAAGAAGAGUCUGCCUGAGAUGUACGCCUUCACCGUGUGUAUGUGGAUACGAUCCCGGUCAUCUGCCGGCAUUGGAACUCCCUUCUCCUACGCAGUGGCCGGGCAAUCAAAUGAAAUUGUCUUCAUCGAGUGGGGAAAGAAUCCAAUAGAACUGCUUAUUAAUGACAAGGUUGCUCCACUGCCCUUGACUAUCAAUGAUGGCAAGUGGCACCACAUCUGCAUAACGUGGACCACCAGAGAUGGCAUGUGGGAGGCUUAUGAGGAUGGCCAAUUGCGUGGCGCGGGAGAGAACCUAGCUCCUUGGCAUCCAAUCAAAGCAGGUGGUGUCCUCAUCCUGGGCCAGGAGCAGGACGCAGUUGGAGGGAGGUUCGAUGCAACUCAAGCCUUCGUCGGGGAACUGAGUCACUUCAACAUCUGGGACCACAUUCUCACGUCCGGCGUCAUCAGGAGUAUAGCCAACUGCUCCGCAAACUUAGCCGGCAACGUCAUUCCCUGGAUUGACAACAAUGUGGACACGUUUGGUGGAGCAAACAAGUUGCCGUUGGAGACCUGCCAGGAACGUUUGGUUAGUUCCUGAACAUCACCAGGCUUCACAUAAGUGCCCCCUUUUUUUGGUCUUGUACAGAUAACGUACUGUGAUAUGGUCAAAAGUGUAACGGUUUCCCAGUCCCAUUUCCACACCUUUUGGAGGGAGCAUUGUUUGUGAUGUUAUGUCUUGAGAUCUCAGUGACACUGUUGACCAGAUGCACUCUCCAUUUUAAUCAGAAGGUCCCAGGUUCAAGAUCUACACCUGAGACCUUAGCCCAAAGUCCAACCUGACUCAACCCCAUGCCGCCCAGAGGUCAGAUGGGUCAUCCUGAGAUCUUGCAGAAACAAAGAACCGCAGAUGCUGGUUUAUACCAAAGAUAAACACAAAGUGCUGGAGUCACUCAGCGGGUCAGGCAGCAUCUCUGGAGAAAGGAUGGGUAACAUUUGGCGUCGGGACUUUCUUCAGACUGCAAGUAGGGGGUGGAGCCUGCUUUCAUUCUGAAGAAGGGUCCUGACCCAAAACGUCAUGCAUCUUUUCUCUCCAGAGAUGCUGCCUGAUCUGCUGAGUUGCUCCAACACUUAGUAUCUAUCCUGAGAUCUUGUCUGCUUCCACUGAUGGUUUUGCAAAAUUCCAUGAAACUGUCUUAAAAAGCAGGGGAGAUCAUCAUUAGUGACCUUUAAUCCUCAACUAACAUCACCACAGACUAAAGUGAUGCUGCCUGUCCCGCUGAGUUACUCCAGCUUUUUGUGUCUAUCUCCACAGACUAAAUCUGGCUUCACAUUUCACUCCUCUCUUUAAUUUUUUGUAUCCUUUUCAUCUCUGACUUUUGCCCACCCACCUUCCAGUCAAACCCCCCCUCACCUGUAUCCACCUAUCACUUCUCAGACUUUGUCCCACCCCACCUCUCCUUUCAGCUUUCCAGCUUUCUCCCGCACUACAAUCAGUCUGAAGAAGGGUCCCUAACCGAUACGUCACCUAGCUAUUCCCACCAGAGACGCUGCCUGACCCGCGGAGUUACUCCAGCACUUUGUGUUUUCUGCAGUACCUCGUGUCUCUAUUAUACAUGUCACCUUGCGCUGUACCAUGUGUUCAGUUGUGGUCACCCUGCUAUUGGAAAGAGGUCAUUUAACUGGAAAGGGUGCAGAGAUGAUUUACGAGGAUGUUGCCAGGACUCGAGGGCUAGCAUCUGUGGUUCCUUGUGUCUUCACUAAAAAGUAGAUGGUCUGCCAUUUCCUGAGUUGCUGUUUAUGAAACCUUGUUGUAUAAUCUGUAUCACCUCUUCCCAUCUGUUACUUCAAACAAAAAAUACAUUCAGUACAUACAUUUCCAAUGCUGGUUCACAGCUGUGAAAGGCAUUACAGAAAUGAGAAUUGUUUCUUGCCAAAGGUCGAGGCUUAUUGUUCUCAUGUGUACUGAGGUACAGUGAAAAGCUUUGUUUUGCAUGCUAUCUGAACAGGUCAGAUAUACCAUGCAUAACUACAAUCCAGUGUAACACAAGUAUAAUAAAGGGGAUAAUACAGAGUUCAGAAUAUAGUUCUCAGCAUUGUAGCGCAUCAGUUCCAGAGACAAAGUCCAAAGUCCGCAAUGUGGUAGUGGUGAAUCGGACAGGACCCUCACUUGUGGAAGGACCGUUCAGAAGCCUGAUAACAGAGGGGAAGAAGCUGUUCCGGAGUCUGGUGGUGUGUGCUUCCAAGUAAAGGCUUUCUAAGCAGGUAUAGCCACAAACAAGAGUUCCAACCUUCACAUGUUGACUGACCUACCAUGAUUGCCAGUUUUGCCGCUGUAUUUCUGUAGCGUUUGUCCUUCCCUGUCUCGGGCAUUCAUCUCUGGAAACAAAUGUGUGUCGAGAAUUUGCUGUUACAAAUUCUGUUACAGACACAGCUUCCAAUGUAGAUCCUCCUAGACAAAUAAAAUAACAUUUUGAUUGUUUCCCUUUUUCUUUGUGGAAAGAGAAGUUCUAUUAUUUCAUUUCAAGGUUUGUGUCACUGACAUCUCCUGAAUAUUAAAUGGAGCACAGAAUAUAAAAUGAUAUUUUUCUUGUGGAAUGACAAUUGAGGUCUCUUUUCACAAGCUUCUUUGAAAGCACUUCUAACUGAUCUAUGGAGAACCAGACUUAAAUGUUUUGCCCUGAGUUGAAAAGGUCUUACUAAGUGAUUUUCCUCAAAUUAGCUUUGCUCAGGGUUGAGAUGAAGUUUAACAAAGAUGUGAUUUUCACAAUAAAUUUCUUCUGACUUUGAGCCGUUUUGAGUUCUGAUUCUGGUUAUUGAUAUUUUCAUUCAUUCUUUGGUUCUCUUCCCUUCCAUACGUUCUGGAACCAUGGUUAAGGGCAAAAAGCUAUUGGCUUUUCCAAAACAAUUCUCCAAUGUUCCUGCCCCAUGUCGUCCAGAGAUGCUGCCUGACGCGCAGAGUUACGUUUGGAUAUGAUACGAUACGAUAUAACUUUAUUUAUCCCAGUAGGGAAAUUGAUCUGCCAACAGUCAUAAAACUAGUUACAUGAACCAUGAAAUUAAAGUGUCGUGUCGAAAGGAAGGGGAUGUGCAAAUAUUGGGGGGGGGGGGGGAGACUCAGUCUACCCUGUGACAGAAGGAGGAGGAAUUGUAUAGUUUGACAGCCACAGGAAAAACGGAUCUCCUGUGGCGUUCUGUACUGCAUCUUGGUGGAACCAGUCUGUUGCUGAAGGUACUCCUCAGGUUGAGUCCCAGUGCGUCACGGAAGGGGUGAGCUGUCUUAUCCAAGAUGCUCUGCAGUUUGAGCAGCACCCUCCCCUCCAAGACCACCUUCCAUGAAUCCAACUCCGCCCCCAGGAUGGAGCCAGCCUUCCUGAUGAGCUUGUUGGCAGAUCCUGUUGGCAUCUGCAGCUUUCACCCUGCUGUCCCAGCACACAACAGCGAAGAUGAUGGCACUGGCUACCAGCAGUUGGUAGAACAUCUGCAGCAUCUUACUGCAGACGUUGAAGGUGCUGACCCAUCCCAAAAAGUACAGCCAGCUCCGUCCCUUCUUGCACAGGACCUCAGCGUUCUUGGUUACUUUGACUAGGCCCAUCUACUAAGUCAAAAACCUGUCCCAACCCGGUCAUUCUUUCUCCCCACUCCCAUCAGUCAGAUGGUACAGAAGCUUGAAAGCGCACACACCACCAGACUCAGGAACAGCUUGGCAGGAACAGUUGGGGUGCAUCACAGCCUGGUUUAGGAACGGCCUCUGCCUAAGGCCACAAUAAUUUUUUUUUUAAACUUCACUUAAGUAUUUGCUGAUAUUUCCCUUCAAACAGGUUAUGUUUUUCUGUUUUCCUAUAAAAUCAAUAACCAACCCAAGGGAGCCUGGUCAAAUGAGGUGAAUAAAGACGGUGAAACUUCACAAGACUCAACCCAAAAAGCAGCUGAACACGAUUAGUUUAUAUUCUGUCUGUAAUCUUAAAAACUGUUGAUGGAAGCAAUGAGCGGCUCUGUAAACUGGUCUCCUGUUCUCUCUUGUGAAGGUGUUCCUCUACACCACAUUGUUCUCUACAUUAACACUAAUCAUCCAUUUCAUUAUAUGACAAUGGCGCUUGAGAAGCUUAUAGUUUUAAGGUUCUCAAUUUUGUAUUUUGUGAAAUUUAUUUCCUCAUUGCAUUGAAUAUAAAUGUAUGACUGUGAUCACUUUGUUCAUUUGAUGUUUUUUUUGCAUUGAAAUAAUUGUUAUAUCUUUUGGAUAAAAGAAAAAGUGAAUAAAAACAAAAGCAUUAUAUUAGUAUACCAUUUAAUAUCCAGCGUAUUUUCAUUCUUUUGAGAGAAAAAAAUGGCCUGCAUAGUUCCCGUUUCCAAGAUACAUAAGUUAUAGGAGCAG
Leucoraja erinaceus (little skate) is the source of this 5476-nucleotide messenger RNA. RefSeq names its product neuronal pentraxin-2-like. NCBI's taxonomy places the organism in Eukaryota, Metazoa, Chordata, Chondrichthyes, Rajiformes, Rajidae. The record is from RefSeq and is a predicted model, not a curated record. The coding region runs from base 380 to 1702 and encodes 440 amino acids. The transcript is spliced from 5 exons.